AUGCCAAAAGGUGAAGAUUUCAGACCUGAAUUUGAUAUGGAAAACCUAGGUUUCAAAAUAGGUUUAAAGUUUACAACUGCCGAGUUGUUUAGAAAAGCUGUGAAGAUAUACUCCAUUAAUUGUGGAAGGGAGUUGAUAUUUAUGAAUAAUGACGGUAACAAAAUAAGAGUAGUCUGUGAAGAGGGCUGCCCUUUUGUUAUCCAUGCUUCAAGUAUUAGUGGUAGUACUUACCUGCAGGUGAAAACUUUUAAUCCUACACAUGUUUGUAGUAAGUUGACUAAAAAUAUACAUGCCACUGCUAGCUGGUUGGCUAAAAGAUAUUCUGGGCAGUUAAGGCUCAAUCCAAAUUGGACUGCUUCUUCUUUUGCAGAGCAAGUUCACCAAGACUACGGUUACAGACCAUCUAGAGCAACUGUGUACAGAGCAAGAGCCAUGGCAGUUGACAUUGUAGAGGGGUCCUACAGUAAACAAUAUGAAGUCUUGUGGGAUUAUUGUCAUGAGUUAACAACCAGAAAUGUGGAAAGUACAGUUAUAAUUAAAUAUGAAAUGGAAGGUGAUAGGCCACAUUUUCAGAGAAUUUAUAUUUGUCUUGCAGCCUGCAAAAAGGGGUUUUUAGAUGGUUGUAGGCCUAUGAAAGAUCCUAGGCAUUGGAGUAGGGCAUAUUUCAAGAGUGAUUCCAAGUGUGACAUGCUCAUGAACAACCUAUGUGAGGCAUUCAACCGUAGCAUAAUGGAUGCCAAAGACAAGCCUGCUUUGACUAUGCUGGAAAGAACUCGGUUGUAUUUAAUGUUGUUGAUGGCUGGAAUAAGAGUUUUCUGUGAGAAAUGGCAUGGACAAGUUGGGCCAAGAAUUAGAAAGAUAUUAGAGAAAAACAAAGGAAAAGCUCAGUGGUGCAUUCCUAAGGCUGCUGGACAGAAUAAGUUUGAAGUAAUGCACCAUAGUGGCCGCAACUUUGCUGUUGAUUUGAAUGCACACUCUUGUUCAUGCCAUGCUUGGGAUUUGAAUGGAAUACCAUGUUUGCAUGCUUGUGCUGCAAUAAGUUGGUUUCAUGGGAAUCCAGAGGACCUUUGUGAUGCAGUGUACAAGAAAGAUGCUUAUUUGAGAGCCUAUGAACCAAUGAUUAUGCCUUUAACCAGCCAAGAUUAG
Molecule: messenger RNA, 1146 nt
Organism: Prunus persica (peach)
Lineage: Eukaryota; Viridiplantae; Streptophyta; Magnoliopsida; Rosales; Rosaceae
Exons: 2
Coding region: 1-1146 (381 amino acids)
Molecular function (GO): zinc ion binding
Source: RefSeq, a predicted model, not a curated record